This is a messenger RNA of Toxotes jaculatrix (banded archerfish), 828 nucleotides long. RefSeq names its product secretory calcium-binding phosphoprotein 9 (gene scpp9). The transcript is spliced from 9 exons. Bases 143 to 685 code for a protein of 180 amino acids. NCBI's taxonomy places the organism in Eukaryota, Metazoa, Chordata, Actinopteri, Toxotidae. The record is from RefSeq and is a predicted model, not a curated record.
GUUCUCCUCUCUAACUGGCUCAUUAUAAUCUCUGGGACUGAUAAAAGGAGUUCUACAAUCAGAGAGCAACUGUAGUAUAGUCCUCCUUGGCACAUAACAUUUGAAGAAGGAAGAACAAAAAUAUAAGGUUUUAAGGUGCAAAAUGAAGCUUCUCCUCUUCACAACAUUUGUAGCCACCAUCUGCUAUGUCAGUGCAGGCAAGACACAGAGGCUGCUUGCAGCCUUGAAUGGAGGCUUGAUGGCUGGUGUGAACGGUGGACUGGCAAACAGAGUAAACCCCGCGUUGAUGGCUGGAGGCCUGAACCUACCAUUGGUAGCUGGUGGUGGGGCAGGUUUGAUUGGACAGCCGCAGUUUGCCCAGUUUGUCCCUGGAAUUCCUGCUUUUGCUGUACCGGGCCCCGUUCCCAACGUGUACCCGGUCCCUGUGGGCAAUGCAGUUCCUUACGUGGGAGUUCCUCAAAUGGCACCAGUGAAUCCUCCUCAGCAGCCUCUGAUGGGGGUUCCAGGUGGUGUCAUGCCACCACAGCAGCUUCCCCUUCAGCCUGAUCCACUGAGAAGAUUCAGGCGUCAGAUCAUGAAACAGGGCAACACCAUAAAGACCACUGUGGAUACUCAGAUUCCGGCUCCUACUGACACAAUAACAACAACUGUGUGUGAUGAAGAUGAUCAUCAUGAGGAUAAUUAAGAAGACACUGCAAUGUACAACAUGACAAUAAAACUUAUGAUUUUGUCACCAAUGACCAUGGAAGCUGUGUGUGACUAACAGUUGUAUGGGUCUCAGUAAGAAAACAUGUACAUGUUCAAUUUCAAAUAAAAAUAAAUUCUACU